AACGGUUUAUCCCAAAAUGAUAACAGUACAACAACAACAACAGUAACAUUAAAAAACAAAAACAAUUCAUCAUCCACACUACACAAAUAGAUUACACUGUAAUCCAUCCAUGGCGACGUUAUUUCCACUCUUUAAUCCAAUUUCUCAUUCCUUCACAUUCCCUUCCUUGAGGGCCCCACCUUCACGCAACUCUUCGCCUCUUCUCCUCACCGGCUGCCGGAGACCGAGACCCGCGACGGUGGUCACACGUGCUGGCGCAAGUACAAGUAGCUAUGCCUUCGCGAUUGCGCUUCCUCUUUCUCUCCUCGGUAUAACUGUUUUCACUGCUCUUCGGAUUGGUCAGAAGCUUGACCAAGAUUUCUAUGAAGAGAUGGCGAAGAACGAAGCUAUCAUGGAAAUUGAUGAAGAGGAAGAAGAGGAUAAUGAUGAUGAUGAUGUGGAAACUUAUUCACAAGAAGAACAAGAACCUGUCCUUCCACGUGGCCGCAACAGGCCUAAAAGGGAAGCUUAAAUUUGAGGUGAUCUUCAGUAAACUUGCAAAUGAGUAGGGAGGAAUAAGGGAGGUGUUUAUCUAUAGGCUCUAAGUUUCUCUUAGUUCAUGUUCCAUUGGUUAUCUGCUAUCAUUCUCUCUGCUUAAGCGACAAUCAUGUAAUAUGAUCUGAUAUGUAAGCUUAUAAAGGGUUUAUAAUGUAAGGAAUAAUUUAUUUCUCCAAUGUAGAUAAAAAAUUACUACGUAUUCAGAGAAAUACCAAUUAAAUUCUUAAAUGAAAAGGUGAAUGCAGUGAUGUA
Messenger RNA from Medicago truncatula (barrel medic), 789 nucleotides. RefSeq lists its product as uncharacterized. NCBI's taxonomy places the organism in Eukaryota, Viridiplantae, Streptophyta, Magnoliopsida, Fabales, Fabaceae. The transcript is spliced from 2 exons. The record is from RefSeq and is a predicted model, not a curated record. Bases 110 to 511 code for a protein of 133 amino acids.